This is a messenger RNA of Lampris incognitus (smalleye Pacific opah), 7326 nucleotides long. RefSeq names its product ankyrin repeat and IBR domain-containing protein 1-like. NCBI's taxonomy places the organism in Eukaryota, Metazoa, Chordata, Actinopteri, Lampriformes, Lampridae. Gene Ontology annotation, cellular component: ubiquitin ligase complex; cytoplasm. Gene Ontology annotation, molecular function: ubiquitin conjugating enzyme binding; zinc ion binding; ubiquitin protein ligase activity. The transcript has 20 exons. Gene Ontology annotation, biological process: positive regulation of proteasomal ubiquitin-dependent protein catabolic process; protein polyubiquitination; ubiquitin-dependent protein catabolic process. The coding region runs from base 226 to 3597 and encodes 1123 amino acids. The record is from RefSeq and is a predicted model, not a curated record.
CGGGGACGACAUCAACAUCACAGCCACAACGUUGACUCACUCAACGACACCAAACGCCUCCAGUCACUGUGCCGGCGAAUGACAGCUGGCUAACAAAAUCAGAUCGAGAACACGGAGAUCCACGAUCUAUGACAUUGAGAAUGCUGGCCCUUUGCACUCGGACAGGUUAAAAACAAACCAGAGGCUGCCUCAGUAGUCUGAGCUUGGAACUGGGCAGAGAAAGUGAUGGGGAAUACUGCGACCAAAUUCCGCAAGGCUCUCAUCAAUGGGGAUGAGGUGCUGGCUUGCCAGUUAUAUGACAGUAACCCACAGUUCAAGGAGGCUCUGGAUCCCAACGCUACAUACGGAGAGCCCUACCAGCACAACACUCCACUCCAUUAUGCUGCCCGGCACGCUAUGACACGGCUACUCAGGUCUUUUCUCUUCAGCAAGGACGGGAACCCCAACAAGCGGAAUGUACACAACGAGACAUCCCUGCACCUCCUCUGCAUGGGCCCCCAGAUCCUGACCUCAGAGGGGGCGCUCCACCCCCGAAUCUCCCGGCCCCACGAGGACGAGCAGCGCCGGGCGGAGUGCCUCCAGAUCAUCUUGUCGUGGACAGGCGCAAAGCUUGACCAGGGCGAGUACGAGAGCGCCGACGUCAAUGCUGCAGACAACAAGAAGAACACCUGCCUGCACUACGCUGCCUCCUCAGGCAUGAAGACCUGUGUGCAGUUCCUUGUGCAGAGGGAUGCGGACCUGUUUGCGGAAAAUGAAAACCGCGAGACCCCAUGUGACUGCGCGGAGAAGCAGCAUCACAAGGAACUGGCCCUGAGCCUGGAGUCCCAGAUGGUCUUCUCCCUGGCCCCCGAAGCAGAGGGCAUUGAAGCAGAGUACGCCGCCCUUGACCGAAGAGAGCUGUAUGAGGGCCUGAGGCCUCAGGAGCUACGUAGGCUAAAGGACAUGCUGAUAGUGGAGACUGCAGACAUGUUACAGGCCCCACUCUUCACUGCAGAGGCGCUCCUACGGGCCCAUGACUGGGACCGAGAGAAACUUCUGGAAGCCUGGAUGAGUAAUGCGGAAGACUGCUGCCAGCGCUCGGGGGUCCACAUGCCCAAUCCACCUCCUAGUGGUUACAACGCUUGGGACACCCUGCCCUCGCCUCGCACGCCCCGCACCACCCGCUCUUCCAUCACCUCUCCAGACCAUAUCAGUCUCACCCCUGCUGAUGACGACUCCACUUUGUGUGGUAUCUGCAUGUGUUCCAUCUCCAUAUUUGAAGAGCCUGUGGACAUGUCCUGCGGCCAUGAGUUCUGCCGAGGUUGCUGGGAAGGGUAUCUAAACUUAAAGAUUCAGGAAGGUGAGGCCCACAACAUAUUUUGCCCAGCCUUCGACUGCUUUCAGUUGGUUCCUGUUGAAAUCAUAGAGGGCGUGGUCUCCAGGGAGAUGGACAGGCGUUAUCUCCAGUUUGACAUCAAGGCAUUUGUGGAGAAUAACUCUGCUAUCCGUUGGUGCCCGCGGGCAGGUUGUGAGAGGGCAGUGCGACUGAAUACCCAGGGUCCUGGGAUCUCCAGCUCUGAUCCCCUCAGCUUUCCACUCCUCAGGGCACCUGCUGUGGACUGUGGAAAGGGACACCUCUUCUGCUGGGAGUGCCAAGGAGAGGCCCACGAGCCUUGUGACUGUGAAACCUGGAAGAUGUGGCUUAAGAAAGUCACCGAGAUGAGACCAGAAGAAUUGGCUGGAGUAAGUGAGGCCUACGAGGAUGCAGCCAACUGCUUGUGGUUGCUCACAAACUCCAAACCCUGCGCCAACUGCAAGUCCCCAAUCCAGAAAAAUGAGGGCUGUAAUCACAUGCAAUGUGCUAAGUGUAAGUAUGACUUCUGCUGGAUCUGUCUGGAGGAGUGGAAGAAACACAGCUCAUCCACAGGUGGCUACUACCGCUGCACCCGCUACGAGGUCAUCCAGCAAGUGGAGGAGCAGUCGAAGGAGAUGACUGUGGAGGCAGAGAAGAAGCAUAAGAGCUUUCAGGAGCUAGACCGUUUUAUGCACUAUUACACACGCUUCAAGAAUCACGAGCACAGCUAUCAGCUGGAGCAGCGCCUGUUGAAAACAGCCAAAGACAAAAUGGAGAAGCUAAGCCAAGCUCUGAGCGGAAGGGAAGGAGGCCCACCUGACACUACGUUUAUUGAAGAUGCAGUCUUAGAGCUGCUUAAGACUCGGCGCAUCCUCAAGUGCUCUUAUCCAUAUGGGUUCUUCCUGGAGCCUAAAAGCACAAAAAAAGAGAUCUAUGAGCUUAUGCAGACGGACCUGGAGAUGGUGACGGAGGACCUUGCACAAAAAGUUAACAGGCCAUACCUACGGACACCACGCCAUAAGAUCAUCCGUGCGGCGUGCUUGGUGCAGCAGAAAAGGCAGGAGUUCCUAGCAUCAGUAGCAAGGGGAGUGGCCCCAAACGAUUCUCCUGAGGCCCCCAGACGCAGUUUCGCUGGCGGAACAUGGGACUGGGAAUAUUUAGGCUUUGCAUCACCCGAGGAGUAUGCAGAGUUCCAGUACAGACGAAGACACAGGCAGAGGAGACGAGGGGACAUGUCAAGUCUUCGUAGUGACACCCCUGAUGAUGACCCCAGCGAGAGCACCCUAGAUACUCAGGAUGUUGAAAGUCGACACAGACGUGGUCCUCCAACGGGUCUUGGCUCUUUGGAUGAUGAUGAUCCUAACAUUUUACUGGCAAUUCAGCUGUCACUCCAAGACUCUGGGAUGGCAGGGAGCGAUGUCAACCAAGACUUCUUUGUCAGUGAGGCGUCCCUCGGUGCUAUUGGUACGUCAUUGCCCUCUCGGCUGGAACAGAGCACACUGAGCGUGGAGGUCCUCUCCAGAGCCUCCCUUAGCAGCUCAGAGCUUAUGGAGCUCGGGGAUAACUUGUCUAGGUUGGGCAACAUCAACAUCACUAGCCAGUACUCUGCUGCUGGUGGCGGCGUUUCCACCUCCGUCCCCUCUCAGCACUGCGACAAUCACCACCGGCCCUAUGCUGGCGCUGUGCCAAUACCCGGUGGCAGCGGCUCAUCAUCAGGUCUCUUUUCCUCCAGUGACACGAUAGACUCGACCACAUUUGGCAGUCAGGAGCCAUCUUCGUCUUCUGCAGCAGCAGCCAACGCUAACUUGCUGGGCAACAUCAUGGCUUGGUUCCAUGACAUGAACCCCCAAGGCAUCACGCUGGUCCCCUCAAUCUCCUCCGACACUGACCUCGAUGUGCUACACCCGGCUGGAGGAGGAGAUGGAGGAAGGUACCUGGAGGAGAAUAAGAAAGGGAGGGUCAUUGUCCAGCCCGACAACAUAAAGUCUCAGGAGGAGGUGGAAGAUGUGAGCCGCUGCCCUCAGAGGCUGACUGACCCAGAGGAGAAGGAGGCUGCCAUCGCUGAGAGGCCCACCCAGUUGGAUCUAGUUGGGUUGGACACUUUGUCGCAACCCUAUAUGGCCACGCUGGAUGCAGGCGGCAAGCACGUUGAGCGGGGUGGUGGAAAGGCCUGCCACGUUGACACCCCACGAUGUGACUCUGUGUCCGACCAGUUGCCUAGCACUAGCUCCUCCGAGUGGGAGGAGCAGGUGCACCUGGUGUGAUUCAACAGGUUGACCAGAGGCAGGGAAAUAUGAACAUUUUUUGUAGGCCAAAAACCACUCUGGAAUGCAAAGUAGACUAGGGUUCAAAUGGCAUGAGUAUAAGAAUAACGAAUGUGUCACAGGCUGGCAGGUAUUCAGUAACAGUAGGAGGUGGUAAGACAGUUCUUAACUGUCAUGCAGAGAGUUAUCCAGUGUGGUUGUUAGCAUAUUGGUCCUCUGUUUAGUCUUGUCAGGCAACAAGAGGCAUGCAUGGCCUCCCUGUUGAGCGACAAGUGGUUAGGCAAUUUAAUUUCUGGAAAGUCAGCACGAAAUGAAAGACGGAUUUGAUUAGAAUGUGAAUGGAUAUUACUUAAAAUGAAUGGUGUGCAGAUAUAAAUAUAAACAUUUCUUUUAUUCUGAAACCUGUUAGGAGGUGUAAAACCUAUAGAAUUUAGCAUAGUGAUUAUGCAGGUCUGGUAAAUUUUUGAUAUAUAUAUUUUCCACUGGAGUUAAAGCCUACUGUAUGUUCGGAUCAGGUUUGACACAGGUGUAUCAACUGUACACAGUGAGCACAGUAAUAUUUUAUCCCAGUAUACAAUUUGUUGAACAGUUUGUAGUCUGAGAAAUACUUCUCAUGCCUGUCCACGUCUGCCUACCCUAUAGGUGCCAAACACUGACUAGCAAAAGCACAGUUUGCUAUCACCAAGUGGAUUUUUCAAAGCAAAUUGUGCCUGCCUUCACUUUUGUAAAACACAAACAAAAAAAUUCAUUGUGAAGGUCUAAGUUGGGAAAAAAGUGUCAUCCUAAAGCUCUAAAAAGUGAUACUUUCAAAAUCCAAAUCUUAUAAAUUUGAUUGUUGUGUAAAUCUGUAGUCAAAAGACCAUCUAGGGGAUGUGUACUUAAAGUUGAUUUACGUAUCACACUCAAGCUCAGUUGUAACUAUUAGGCUGAAAGCAGACUGGCUUGUCAGAAAUGUUUCAGGACAGAUUUUUCAAACAGCUGUUCGGGUUUCAGCUUUUUUUUUUCUCCCAAUGAUGCUGCACUUGUCAUUUGUUUGGAAAUGUCUUGCGAGCUUCAGAAACAAGUACAGUACAGCGAGUGUCAGAACACUCGCUGUACUGUAGUCACAGCGUGGCUGCAGGAUGUGUCCAGUUCACACCCUUGUAACUGCAUAGUAGUAAUCUGUCUUGAAUUAAUGCGUGUUUUAGGACUUGAGCUGAAUAUGGAACAUUUCCAAAAGUCAGACUAAUAGGGAGUGUGCAGCACAGCUUUUUUUAAAUAUAAAAUGGGGAAAAGGCCAGUAGUCGAGAUAAUCAGGCAGUUCAAUUGUGCCAUGUGAAUUACUUUAUCAAGCCUACGUCACUUUUUUGUCACAGGGUCCUUUGAAAUUAUAAGUCAGGCUAAACCUUCAUAGUGCUCUGCCAUUCUCUGGUGUUGCAUUGUAGUAUGUGGAAAAAAAGUGUAUUGCAUCUCAAAAACAUGAGGUGCCAAACAUGUUUGAAAUGGUUCUCUACGCAAUUCAUCACAGUGCCUUUAUGUCAAUCACUGUUAUUUUUCAACACAUUAUUUCCCUGAGUGCUUAUCAAAACAGUGUCUACUAACGGUGUAUACAAAAUCUAACACUUGUUACCUUAAAGUUGUUUCACUCACAUAUUUAGGGUUGUGAGAUUGUCCAAAUGUGAAGUUUUAAGUUUUAAGAAUGUUUUCAGUAUUUGUCCCCCAUCUCAAUAUGUUUAGGCUCCCCUUGAGGCUUGGGCGAUUGGACGAAAAUAUCGGUAAUUGGUGAUUGGCUGAGUCCAAUUAGCGGUUGGAUUCUUUUGGGUGAUUUUUAUUUUAUUUUAAUUUUAUUUUUUGCGCAUGAUUUUUGUCCCUUUAUUUUGCUAAUUUUAAUGGUCUGCCUCGAGAAUUCAACUCGGUAAAUAAUUAACCUGUAAGUGUGCAAAUAGGAACUGCCAGUUGGAGUUGGGCCAUAAUGCAUUUUCCGGUUACACUGAUUUCCUUCUUCUUUCGGCUUGUUCCCUGUUUCCCAGGUGAUCUGAUACACCCCGCCCCCCUUUUUUUUUUAUACACUGAUUUGAUAAGUUCCGUCGGUACCAUGUGUGUGAGGGCGCAGUAACGAUGGCGGUCUUGUCAAUCCGCAUACUGAUUUGGCGAAAUUUUACGUCGGAUGCCAUUCCUGACACAACCGCUAACCCCAUGGAUGGGUUGUGGAUGGAUGUUACACUGAUUUCGUAUGAGUCUGGAAAACAAGGCAGUGACUAAAUGACAACUAAGCCAUCUUUAAUGGUUGCUGUUCGACCGAUUGGUGCUGAAAAGCAACGUGCAUGUGCAGUUGCGCACCCUGGUCAUGUCAUAGCAUAGCUAUGCUAACCCUCCUGUUGGUUCAUGUGGAGGCUGCAAGCAGAGGCGUCUUUCAUCUAUUGCCAUCAGACUUUUCUUUUUUUUUAAAUCGUGUUGGACUGCUGUUUAGCAUGUCUUUGUGGUUUCUUACGUAGCAAAGAUCUCAAGGUGAUUUAUGUUGUUUAAUUGACGAACAGUAGCUGUAACGAUUCAGUAAAAUUGGAUUUUCAUGUUAAUGCUCGUGCAAAUUAGUGGUGUUAAGAAUCUUUUGCCGGCGCUACUCAUUUGCAGAGACGGCAAAUUACUUCAUUUAGGUCCUCCGGUUUACCGGUUGCAUCCGGUUUAAACCCAAAAUAAUCCCAAAUGGGGGGUCAUGUAUUCUUUUUCGCAACGAGCUCUUCCGUGAUUGCGUUUGGUGAAAAUGGCCGAUGUGGGGUCGUGGUGGGGGGGGUUGACAAUCAGCGAUUGUUAGGCCGACGGUGGCCGGUAGGAACCUUUUUACAUAUCGCCCAACCCUACUCCCCUUUCUGGUCCUUAUAUGAAGGGUUUUUUUUUAACGUGUUAAUACAUAACACUGAUUUUAUAUGAUUAUGUAUUGUAUGAUGGUUGUGUCCAAUCUCAUUUUCAGAAAAAAAAAAGUCUUAUUUCUCACAGUUUUGUGCUGUUGGGCAUCUUGAAUUUGCCCCUUUUGAUAGGGAACACAUUGGUUUAUCUGUGGUUUAGAAAUGGAAACGUUAAAAGAAUUCUAACAAGGUUCAGCUUGCUAUGUGUGCACCAUGUAUCUGACACUAAACUGGAGGAUACCCAAAAUAUAAAGUAGCUAUUUGAAAUAAGUGUUAUCCAUUGAAGGGAAUGGAUGAUGAGUAACUGAUUCGAGUUAAACUGUACUGAGUCAUUGUCCACCAUGUAUAUGGAGUAUGGUUGGCAGUUAAUGAUUGUCUGAAUUAUGUUUUUUGUUUUCCCCAGCUUAAUGGCUGACUAUACUGAAGUAAGUUAUGUUUUUAUUUUAGUGGGCUCGUGGAGCAGCGGUAAAUCCAAAUGUAUUGUUUGCUUUCAAAUGCAUCUUUGCAGUAGUGAGACGCUGAGGGCUGUCUGUGUUUUAGUUGGACACCAGUACCGUGAAUGGCUUAAGCUGAGGAGUGUUAAACAAAUGGUCCUUUCUUUUCCUUUACAGUAUGCUGUACAUGAAAUGAGUACAAAUCCACAUGGAAUUUGUAUUUUCCUUUGUAAUUCACUUACAAUGUCCAAGUGAUUUAUUUUAGAAUGGAAAACAUUUUGUAACUCAUGAGAUUUUCUAUUGUAAAGCAACUAAUCCUUGAAAUGCUAUUUGCACUUUCAUAGUCUAUACUUGAUACAUUCCCUCUUUAUAUGAAAGAAAUUGAUGUGUGAUGAUGCCAAUAAACUGAGGUG